AUGGUUUCAAGGUUACGAAGGAUUAACAACAAGGUUUUGGGCUAUAAGGAUAGCCUUCAAGAAUAUAUUCGUAGUGAUGAUGGGGAGGAGGGUGAUUCUGUUCCAGAGUAUCCUAUGGAUUCUGAGGAACAAGAAGAGUUGAUUCAGAACUUUGCGCUGAACAACUACUCAAGAAACCAGCAGUAUGUUAAUGCAGUAUCUGUUUGCUGUGUAAUUUGUUGUGGACUUUUUUUAAUAUUGGCAACUCGUCAACCCAAAGAUGUUGCUGUAUUGCUUAUAUUGGGAUUUCAAUCCAUGGUGUGCUCCUGCGUUACCUUAAGAUAUCAUUUUCAACACGAAUAUAAUAUACCUAAGUUUAUUAAGUUUCGCAUAACCAACAGGAGAAUCACAUAUAUAAAUUGGAUUCUACUAAUAUUAAUCUUUUGGUUAAGUGUGGCAGAACAUGGCACGGAAUAUUAUUUAAUGUUCUUCUUUCAACUACCCCUGGUAUUUUUUAUCGUGUCAACGCUUAUGAAGAAGUGGAUUCUUGACAUGGAAAAUGAAGUGUCUCAAUUGCAUAAUAUGAAGUAUAAGUAUAAGAAUGUUUAG
This is a messenger RNA of Naumovozyma castellii, 588 nucleotides long. RefSeq lists its product as uncharacterized. The coding region runs from base 1 to 588 and encodes 195 amino acids. The transcript has a single exon. The record is from RefSeq and is a predicted model, not a curated record. NCBI's taxonomy places the organism in Eukaryota, Fungi, Ascomycota, Saccharomycetes, Saccharomycetales, Saccharomycetaceae.